AACAAGAGUCGUGUGCCCAAUAAUUGACGUUAUCUCAGAUGAAACGUUUGAGUAUGUGACGGCUUCAGAUAUGACUUGGGGCGGCUUCAACUGGAAAUUGAACUUCAGAUGGUAUCGCGUUCCUCAACGAGAGAUGGAAAGGAGAGGAGGUGACCGCACACAGCCACUAAGAACUCCAACUAUGGCAGGUGGUUUGUUCUCCAUUGAUAAGGAAUACUUCGAGAAAAUUGGACGCUACGAUGAAGGAAUGGAUAUCUGAGGAGAGAACUUGGAAAUGUCCUUCAGGAUUUGGCAGUGUGGAGGCACCCUUGAAAUCAUCCCCUGCUCACAUGUGGGUCACGUGUUCCGUGACAAGUCUCCCUACUCAUUCCCUGGGGGUGUGGUCAACGUCGUCAUGAAGAACUCUGCCCGUGUGGCUGAAGUCUGGAUGGACGAGUGGAGAGACUUUUUCUUUGAGAUGAACCCAGGCGCACGAAGUGUUGAUUAUGGUGAUGUCAGCCCACGGAGAAAGUUGCGAGAAGACCUGAAGUGCAAGAGCUGAUGGUUCCUGGAAAACAUUUACCAGUCUCAGAUGCCUCUUGAUUACUAUUAUUUGGGAGAGAUUCGCAAUGUAGACACACAGAGCUGCUUGGACACUUUAGGUCGCAAGAGUGGGGAGAACCUUGGCACCAGCUACUGCCAUGGUCUCGGAGGCAACCAGGUAUUUGCGUACACAAAACGGCAGCAGGUUAUGUCAGAUGAUAACUGCUUAGAUGCUUCCAAUCCAAGUGGGCCUGUUAAGCUUGUCCGGUGCCAUGGUAUGGGUGGAAACCAGAUGUGGACCUAUAAUGAUCAGGAUGGAUCACUCCGACAUGUUAAUUCUGGGAGAUGUCUACAAAAGCCUGAUGCCCGUGAUGUCACUUUACCUGUCUUGAGGCCAUGUGAUGGAUCAGCAGGUCAACAAUGGGUUAUGAAAGGCUCCUUCAAGUGGCAGGCUAACUGAGUGUAUGUCAUGACUGUUAUUUCAGAUGGUUACUGAAUUUCCCAGUAAUUCAUCUAUAUUGUACAUUAGCGGACUGAGUAGUAGCUGACUGUGAAAUGCCUACACAUUUUCAAUUUACAGGGUAAAAUUUGUGAACUGUAUUUUGAAAUGUUGUAUGUGCUUUGUAUCCUUUGGGUAUACAAUCAUUAAAAAAAAAGAUAUGUAAAACUAUGACGUACUAUGAACUUGUGUAUUUAAAAUGUGUAUCUUUAUGGAGAUUCAUGGUAUAUCAGUAGAUAAUGCUUUAAAUUAUAUGAUGUGAAAUAUAGGUAAAUUUCUACUGGUUGUGAAUAAUGGACCAGCUACUUAAAGAGCUCAAGGUCUGUUUUUCCAAGAUCUUGGACUAUGGACAGAUAUACCAUCCAUAAUGAAGCUAACAUUGUUUCAUCUUUUGUACUUAAUACACUUUUGAUUAAUGAAAGAGACUUACACAUAGUGAUGGUUAUACUAUCUAAUUCUCUGGGCAUGGCAGAAAGAUUUACUUCUUAAGAAAUUAAUGUAUAAAACUAAAAAUUGUAUUUGUUCUUUCUGGAUUAGCAAAUGAUAAAAUAUAAUACCACGGAGUGGGGUUAUAUGUAAAGUUUGAGAAAAUUAAUUUUUUCAAGUAUGAAGUUUUGUUAAGAUUUGAUUGCAAAAGGAACGGAUAAAAGCAGUCUUAUAUUCCUGCCAAAAUAUAGAAAGAUUAUAAUACAUAGGUUCAAAGAAGAAAACUAUUUUGUGAGCUAGAAAUUAAUAUUACAUAAAUAUGAUGAUCAAUAUGGCAAUUAGUGUAAACAUACAUUGCAUGUUGUACCAAUAUUGAAAAUAUCUACAGAUACAGUGAAGUAUGUAUAUAUAAUGUAAAUAUGAUAUUAUCCUGUAACUUCCAUAGUUAUAUCUUCCUGUAUUUUCUGUCCAGGUAAGAAUGUGUAACUAGUGCCUUCUAAGAAAGCCAGAGAAGGUUUUGUGUUGUAAUGGAAAACCUGGCAUAUAAAAUAGGACUAUACCAUAGGAGUUGGUGUUGAUGGCCAUUCAUAUUAGUAGGAAAAGGUGCUGAGUAUUUUUUUUAAACCACAAAAAUCCAAUAAAAUUCAUUUGGCAGUAGGUCACACCAGUUGUGAUUUAUGGGACUAAAAUUGUAUAGUAAAAUGGAUUGUCAACUUCCCAAGAUUUAUAACACUAGACUUUUCACUUUAAAAUUAAAAGACUUGUGAUUUAUCUUUAAUAGAUCUCCUUUCAUUAGCAUUCAAAUUACAGUGAUGUGUAAUAUAUAUUCAUGAACUUAGAGAUAUUUUUGACAGUUUGAUUUAAUGUGACGUAUAGAUUUCAUUUUAUUAUUUUUAAUACAAAGCAAGAGUUUAUGAUCAAAUAAGGCUUUGUAUAUGAUCAGUAGAGAAUAAGAACAAAAAAUAUAUAAAGAUCUUCCAUAAAUUAGGUGUAACUGAAAAUAUAAGAACUACUUGAGUUUAUAAAGUGCGCUCAGUGAAUUCUAAACCUCUUUGAAGCCAAAUUUGUGAACAAUAUUUCCAACAAAAUGUAAUUACUGUUUAAGAGGUUAAAUUGUAUGAUUAGUAUGCUCAAUGAACUUGAAUCUUUAUGUUAAGCAGAUUUUUUUGUGCUAUCAUGAAGAAACUGUGAUAAUUGCACAAAAUUUAUCACUGCAUAAGAUUGGUACUGUCAAUUAGGGUAAUUAUUUAAAAAUUGCAUACAGAGAAGCUCAUAUUAUGGUAUUUAAUGUAUCAAAAUUGGGAUAUGGUAAAUAUAAUCAAUGAAAACGGCUAUACAACUCCAUUGUUUUGCAAGAACAUCAGACCUUUAAAGUGAAGUGAUCUAUACUUAAUUGCCACUAAUGAGCCAUUUAGAAAUUUGUGCAGAAUAAAUUAAGGAGUAAAAAUAUAUUACAUUACCACGAUGUGAAUUCUCAGUAUGUUGAAGAGUUUUCUCGUGUCAUAAGAAAUUUGUUUAUUUCUCAGGUUACUAUUUUGAAUGAUAAGUAGACUUAGUCAGGUUAACGAUGCUGAAACAAACAAGACAACAUAUUAAGAAAGUACUUGUGUAACUGACUUUUUUAUUACAGAACCUAAACAAUGAAGGAUAAUAUUGCUAUUUUAACCCAUGGAAAGAAAAGUAUAGGAUUGUGAAAUUGAAUUGAUAAAUGUAUUUGUGAAAUGAGGAAAAAAGGUGAAAAAAUGUUGAAAGUUAACCCAAACUUCAUUGAUUGUCAACUAUGAAUACAUGAUUAUUUAUUAUUGUUAUCAUUCUUGUCUUGUUGAAAAGUCAUGAUGGUGUGACAAUGGUUGUGAUUUUUUUGUGUGCAUUUUUUUCUUCAUUUGCGGUGGUGGGACUAGUCUUCUUUUUUUCUCUUUUCUGUUGUGAAGUAAUUAGAUAAUAUUUUUCAUGGGUAUGGAAAGGUCUUGAAAGAGAAUCUGUAGAGAGGGAUCUGAAUGUUCUGACUUGUAAUACUUUUCAUGAAAUCGAUUCACUAGGUCCAUCAUCAUCUAGACAAGUGUUUUUUAGUCAUGAUUCAUCCAUCAAUAUCAUAAGAAAAAAAUCUUGACCAUAUUGGGUUAGCCUGAAUUAUUCCUUGUGCCAAGAUUCUCAGUAAAAAAAAAAAAAAAA
Molecule: messenger RNA, 3619 nt
Organism: Penaeus vannamei (Pacific white shrimp)
Lineage: Eukaryota; Metazoa; Arthropoda; Malacostraca; Decapoda; Penaeidae
Source: RefSeq, a predicted model, not a curated record